GACGGCGCCAGGUGUGCCAAGCUCCCGCCUGGUCACCUGAGCCCGGCUGGGCGCAAACCGACCCCGGCCGUGGUUUCCGUGCAGGGGCUAUUAUUGCUCAGAGGCCUGCGCCGGUGGUAGCCAGGCGCACAGCCACGGGUGCCUCAGGGGCCGUGCCACCCAGGGAGGUCACACAUGGCCAAAAAUCAGGGCAUUUCAGUGGUGGCAGCGUGGGACACUCGGAGCCGGGCGUGGCGUUGUUUCUGCUCAGUGUCCGCCUCCCGAAGCCAGUGCAGAUUAGACAGUGCAGAUCAGACAAGGCCCUUAGACGCCAAGGAGCUCUGGGACGCGAGAACCAGCAGUCGGGAUGGUCUAAGAGGGGGGAAGCUCGGGGCUCAGCGGAAGCUGAGUUUCCUUUACUCAGAGCGUGUCUUCUGGAGUCUCCUGUGUGCCCAGCGAAUGAAGCCAAGGGAACAAAGACGGACGAGACCCAUCAGGUCCAGAGCGCACCCGUGGAGGAGGCUGGGCGAACCCCGACUGUCCUAUGGAUAGUCCUAUGGACCAGACGAGGCCCCUGCCCCAAGGAGUUCCCAGGUGUAACCACAAAUUAAGGAGCCCUGGGGAGGUGACACAGGCACCCUCGUUACUUUUGUUCAGCAGGAGUCUCUGAGGCCUCCCCAGCACCAUGCCGCGUGGGUGAGGUCGAGGACACAGAGAGAUAUCAGGCAAGGCUCCUGCCCCUUUAGGGUGGCCCUGACAACGGAUCAUAACCUCCCAGGGAGCUGAUGGGGUGUGACAGGCACACUGCAGGCUGGAGGCACAGGUGGAGGGCAGGGAAGAGGACUGGCAAAUCUACAGAAUCCUAAGGGGAGCCAACAGCAGCCACAUGCAAAUCUCCCUCCCUCCAAACAACUCUCCCGUAGAGGGCAUCCGCGCUCCCCUGGGGUGGCAGUCCGCGAGAAGUUUCCGUGUAGGUUCUCCCCAGGCUUAAACAGUUCAAAAGUUUUAUUUCAAGAAAACUCUGGGGAGGGCGAACUGCAUGGGGGCUGCCGAGAUUAGCCGAGGGAUUCCGAAUGAAGACGGAAUGUUUCCGAACAGACACACCUCUCCGAAGAGCGUUUCCGGAGGGUUCCGAAAAUGCCCGAGCGGGCCUCGGCGCCUUCAUUGGCCAUCACCGCGAGGGCUUACCAAGACCGGAAAUAUCCAAAGGUGCCGGGGCUAGGCUUAAAUAGUUCACGCAUUCACCAGUUCGUUCAUAAAACAAACGUUCGUUGAGCGCCCAUCAUAUGCCAAUCACAGUGACAAGCGCUGGGUGAGCAAUACCGGAGAGACAACGAUGAGGCAUGGCUUCCAGGACCUCUCGAAUUGGGGCCACUCAGAAAUCCAGCGGUGGAGUUCCGAAAACUUCCGAACGGUCCUCGGAACACGCUCUCGGCUCUCUAACCGAAGAGUUCCGAAUAUUCCCGAGCGUUGAGCGAUUGGUAGGCGGAAGUAGCCGAAUAUCAUCGAGCCGCCUCGGAGGUGGGGACCGACAACUCCCGUUGCGCCCGCCCAGAGAGGAAGCGGAAAUGCGUGUGCGGUAUUAAAGGCGUCGUCCCGCCCCCUCCCAACCUCUUUCCGUCUCAGGUCGCCGCUGCGAGAGGAGCCGCCGCCAUGUCUGCGCAUCUGCAAUGGAUGGUCGUGCGGAACUGCUCCAGUUUCCUGAUCAAGAGGAAUAAGCAGACCUACAGUACUGAGCCCAAUAACUUGAAGGCCCGCAAUUCCUUCCGCUACAACGGGCUGAUUCACCGCAAGACCGUGGGCGUGGAGCCGGCAGCCGACGGCAAAGGCGUCGUGGUGGUCAUUAAGCGGAGAUCCGGCCAGCGGAAGCCUGCCACCUCCUAUGUGCGGACCACCAUCAACAAGAAUGCUCGCGCCACGCUCAGCAGCAUCAGACACAUGAUCCGCAAGAACAAGUACCGCCCCGACCUGCGCAUGGACAUGCUGGCAUCUACUUGUCAGGGCUGCGUUGCUGUGGCUGGGCAACCUUGUGCAAGUUCCUCAACCUCUCUGUGUCUUCGUACCCUCAUCUGUAACACGUCAAUCGACCUUACUACUCAGGGUUGAUGAGAAGAUGAAAUGUGCAGAACCUGCUUCACUGUGCUCACAAAUCUUGACUGUAGGAAUAAAUUAAUGACUUUUUAUAAAUAUUUUGAUCAGAUGGACUCAGAUGAUCACAAAUGUCUUCACAUGCCUAUGACACAUUUGCACACAAACUAAUGCUCGUGUCUCCCGAGCACCUGGAACACACCAGAUCCACGUGCAGUAAUGCCUGGUGGCUCCAGGUCUGCCCCGCCGUCCUAGGGGGCCGUGAGCUUUCCCAGCCUCCUGCCUGUGUUUGUUUCUGUCCUCGGCUGCAUUUCCAGCCCAGGCUGUUUGGCUCUGCCCGGGAAGUGUAUUGAUUCCCCUUUGUUUUUCUUGUAGUCAGUUACUGGAAUAAAAUCAUCUACUUUAAAAUCUUUCAUUGUGAAA
Mandrillus leucophaeus (drill) is the source of this 2490-nucleotide messenger RNA. RefSeq names its product ribosomal protein L28 (gene RPL28). The transcript has 5 exons. Gene Ontology annotation, molecular function: structural constituent of ribosome. The record is from RefSeq and is a predicted model, not a curated record. Lineage: Eukaryota; Metazoa; Chordata; Mammalia; Primates; Cercopithecidae. Bases 1633 to 2085 code for a protein of 150 amino acids. Gene Ontology annotation, cellular component: cytosolic large ribosomal subunit; ribosome. Gene Ontology annotation, biological process: translation.